CUUUUCAUGUGAAAGGAGUGGCAAGUCUUCGAUACAGAAAGUGGUUUUCCAUAAGAUGUCACCGAAUGAGACACUAUUCCUCGAGAGCACUAAUAAGAUCGUCAAAGACGACAUAAGCAACAGUUCGUUCGUGUCGUUCACAAUAUGGGACUUUCCCGGACAGAUCGACUUCUUUGACUCGACUUUUGACUCGGAGAACAUCUUCGGCGGAUGCGGUGCUCUUGUCUUUGUGAUCGACGCACAGGAUGACUAUAUGGAAGCGCUGUCUAAACUGCACCACACGGUGAAAAAGGCCCAUCAGGUGAACGCAGACAUUAAGUUUGAAGUAUUCAUUCAUAAAGUGGACGGACUGUCCGACGACCAUAAGAUUGAAACCCAAAGAGAUAUCCAUCAAAGAGCUAAUGAG
Messenger RNA from Medioppia subpectinata, 406 nucleotides. Lineage: Eukaryota; Metazoa; Arthropoda; Arachnida; Sarcoptiformes; Oppiidae. The record is from the annotation of a GenBank genome assembly.